Molecule: messenger RNA, 975 nt
Organism: Gongylonema pulchrum
Lineage: Eukaryota; Metazoa; Nematoda; Chromadorea; Rhabditida; Gongylonematidae
Source: the annotation of a GenBank genome assembly
AUGGAUAGCUUGCUUGGCUUGUAUUCGCGCAUGAAAAAUAAUGAUGCGAAGAAAGAGCUCCCAGAAGCGGGGCGAUGCUGCAAGAAUUGCACCGUUAAAGCAAAAGAUUCAGGACUGAAGACUCAGGAAGAUUCAGGACUGAAGAUUCAGAAGGAUUCAGGACAGAAGCUCGGGAAUGCUUCGGCACAUAUUUCGAUAGAGCCACAUUCAUGCGGACCGCACUGUUUGGAUAACUUCUAUGAAGCAGCAGAGGAAUGCUUCGGCAAAUAUUUCGAUGGAGUAGAACUCAUGCUCACGAAACAGAUCAUCCCGGGUCUACAAAUCACGAGCAGAAUGUGGCCUGCACUCGACAAAACUCAUUUUCCCGCACUGAUCGGCGCCUACAACUUCACGAAAGCGACUCGUCUCGGCCAGUACGAACUGAAUUUAUCUACCGAAUCUUUGGUUGCACCGUUCUGGCCGUCAUUUCGAAUAGUACAGAACCUGGACUCUCGCUGGUAUGCAGCUAUUUCAAGUCGCAAUAUUGGGCAACUAGCAAACAAUGAGGCGGAGAUGGAAUAUCAUGGAAGUGUUGCGAUGACGAAGCUCAAAUUAACUUUCCUGGGAGCAACAAAGGCAUUGCGUGCAGGGUUUUCAGUGCAGCCAGUGAAGCAGCUAACAUUGGGCGUGCAAGGAGAGUACAGAUGGGUUGGCGAUGCUACGGAUACAGACAAUCACGAUAAUCCAAGUCCGCCACAGAUUGGCGUGCCUAGACCUGCUUUCAAAGUCUGCGCACGAUAUGCGGAAUCCGACUAUGCAAUUUGCGCCGAUAUCAGCCAAGAAAAUGGUGCCGGUCUUACUGGCCUUCUGAGGAAUGACUGGAGAUCUUGGACAGUACGUCUUGAAGAACGUGGUGACUUCUCGCUUGCUGAGCCGACGAUAAAUUUCUUUCCGCUUAAGAGGAGGUGGUUUGGCUCGAAACGUAUUGACGUGUGA